AUGAAGGCAGACCCCGCCAAGCUGGCCACGAUGCUGCGCACCCCCAACUGCUCGCGGUGCCGCAACCAUGGCUACCUGGUGGCCGUCAAGGGCCACUCGGGCAAGUGCCGCUGGAAGCAGUGCAAUUGCGAGAAGUGCUACCUCAUCACCGAACGCCAGAAGAUCAUGGCCGCGCAGAAGAUGCUCAAGAAGCAGGCCUCCGACGAGGACCGCGAGCUGGCCUCCAGGGCCGCGGCCAUCGCCCCGGCCUCCAGCCUCCGCCCGCUGCCUCCGCUCGCCGCUUCGGGAGACUUGGAGCCGGGCCCCGAGGGCCGCGCGGCCGCCUACUUGCUGGAGAGACCCCCGCGCGGCCCGAGCCCGGGUCCGAGUGCCUUCCAGCCAGUCGUGGGCGGCCACGGCCACAUGGGCCCGAAUGACCGGGCUGCCGUGGUCAGGCCCAGCUUCGUGAGGCCCCUGCUCGGGGCGGAGGCCGCUGGCCUGGGAGGUCCCGGGCCCCUGGAGCCGAGCAGGCCUCUGCAGCCCAUGCCCAGGCCGCCGCCGCCGGCAACCCCGCCGCCGCCGUUCGCCUUCGGGCUCUCUCUGAGCAUCAACUCGGAUGCUAUGGUGCGGUCUGAGUACCUGGAGAGAGAGCCUUCCAAGCUGUAUCCCAGCUGCUCCGGCAUGUACUAUCACCCGUUCCCGAUGGGCUACCAGGAUCCAUCCCCGGGCCUGGGCAUCUCCGUGCAGCAGGGCUUCCGGCACGUGUCCUUCAGCCACUACCAUGGAGGAGGCUCGUCACAGCUGCACUCCACCCAGGAGAAGGCCCUGGCUCUGGAGUCUAAGUCAUUGCCCGACAAUGGACCACAGGUGGCUGGGAUGCACUGGGACCCUGGCCGAGCGCUGAGCAGGGUGCCGGAGCCAGUGGAAAACUUCCAGCCAAACUUUCCCCCGCGGCCGCCUCAGCCUCUGCCACCACCACCAUCACCACUGCUGCCGCCACCCCUGCUGCCGCCAUCCCUGUCACCACCGCCCCCGUUCCUCCCACCAGGCUUCCUCACUGGGAUCCAUUUCCUUCCACCACCGCCGCCGCCACCACCGCCACCGCCACCAGCAUCUUUCUCACUGACCGUCCUGUCUGAUGCGGACCAGGAGACCGCGGAUGACCAGGUUGCAGGGAUGCCUCGUGAGCCCAGCCAGCCAUCGUCUCAGGAGCAGUCCGACUAG
Molecule: messenger RNA, 1203 nt
Organism: Myotis lucifugus (little brown bat)
Lineage: Eukaryota; Metazoa; Chordata; Mammalia; Chiroptera; Vespertilionidae
Gene: DMRTB1
Product: DMRT like family B with proline rich C-terminal 1
Exons: 5
Coding region: 1-1203 (400 amino acids)
Biological process (GO): regulation of transcription by RNA polymerase II; germ cell development; sex differentiation
Cellular component (GO): nucleus
Molecular function (GO): RNA polymerase II cis-regulatory region sequence-specific DNA binding; DNA-binding transcription factor activity, RNA polymerase II-specific
Source: RefSeq, a predicted model, not a curated record